AUGAAUCGAAUUCAAGAAUCAAACGCUCUUCGCUUCCUGCUCAAUGAGGCAAAGAACGAGAUCACCGAGCCGGCCAAUUUCCCACCCAGCAAGGAACUGACCAAGUCCAUCUACCGAGUCGUGGGCAAGUUCUUCACCACCGAGGCCGAAUACGUCCAGCAUGGCAGCAGCAUCCGCGACAUCGUCAGCAUGGUCCGCCGCAGCACCCCCGGCGGCUGGAACAUGCACCCCGAGUACGUCGCCCUGACCAAGCUCACCCACGACAUGCGGCAGUGGUGGCAGGUCGACGACAAGAAGAAGGGUGGUCGGGUGGUGCGCACGGCAUCGCUGGCAGAGACGGACCCGGCCAAGGUCGCGGCCUUUCCCCUCCCCAAGUCCUCGGAGCUGGUGCAGAUGCGCAAGUCCGCCAUCGCGUGCCUCAUCAUCACGGACUACUGCGACAGGCCCGAGGUCGACGACGUCUCCUCGCUUCGCAACUGCUGGCUCAGUGGUUUCGCCAAGCCUCGUCCCGACAGGGAGGACUUUGACAAGUACCCCGACUCCUUGGCCGUGUGGUUUCUGAAGGCGUGUCGGUUUGAGGAGGGUGAGCGUCCCUCCCUGACUAUGGGUGAGGCUGCUGCACAGACAGCACCUGCCCUUGCACCCAACCAGGCAGCCGCCGGCGCACCCGCCGUAUCUGACGCGGAUCUGCUCAAACAGCUUUUCCCCGCCCAGAUCUCCAGUGGCGAGGACGACGGUGACUCGGAGGACGGCGACUCGGGCAAUGACGCCGCCAUGGGCCUCGACCACCCGCGCCCUCUUGGCGUCGGCCAGAGGGCCGCAGCCAAGCACGCCAGCAAGCGUAUCCGCAUCCAGUACAGCGACUUGCCGCAGGCUGAAGCCAACAGGAAGAGAAAAGCGAGACAGACCUCGCUGCCUGCCCCUGCCCCUGGCCCUGCCUCUGCCCCCGCCGUCCAGCCCCAGCCGGCCGUUGUGGGAGCCGUCACCGUGGACCAGGUUGAGCGCAGGCUGGACGACCAGGAUUCCAAGAUGGAGGCUCAGAACACCAAGCUACUGGCUCAGAUCAGCAACCAGAACUCCAAGCUCAAAGACCAGGACCUGAAGCUCAAGACCCAGGACCAGCGGAUCCGCUCUCUGGAGCUCACCCUCAAGGACUUUGAGAACAGAACCCGCGGCGUCGAGCUGGCUCUGCGGGAGACCAAGAUGGACAUCAAGGAGGAGGCCGGCAAGAUCCUGACCGAGGAGGUCAAACGGAUGAGGACCGAGAUGAUGAAUCAGAUGCGGCAAGAUGUCUUGGCCGAGAUGCGAGCCGAGAUCAGGGCGCUCGCUUCGGCCGUGCGUGGCGACAACGUCCCGGAUGCAGAGUAG
Pyricularia oryzae 70-15 is the source of this 1368-nucleotide messenger RNA. RefSeq lists its product as uncharacterized. Bases 1 to 1368 code for a protein of 455 amino acids. The transcript has 2 exons. NCBI's taxonomy places the organism in Eukaryota, Fungi, Ascomycota, Sordariomycetes, Magnaporthales, Pyriculariaceae. The record is from RefSeq and is a predicted model, not a curated record.